This is a messenger RNA of Orycteropus afer afer, 3942 nucleotides long. It is a transcript of the gene SALL1, whose product is annotated as spalt like transcription factor 1. Lineage: Eukaryota; Metazoa; Chordata; Mammalia; Tubulidentata; Orycteropodidae. Gene Ontology annotation, cellular component: nucleus. Gene Ontology annotation, molecular function: DNA-binding transcription factor activity, RNA polymerase II-specific; RNA polymerase II cis-regulatory region sequence-specific DNA binding. The transcript is spliced from 3 exons. The record is from RefSeq and is a predicted model, not a curated record. The coding region runs from base 1 to 3942 and encodes 1313 amino acids. Gene Ontology annotation, biological process: regulation of transcription by RNA polymerase II.
AUGUCGCGGAGGAAGCAAGCGAAGCCUCAACAUUUCCAAUCCGACCCCGAAGUGGCCUCGCUCCCCCGGCGAGAUGGAGACACGGAGAAGGGUCAACCAAAUCGAACCACUAAGAACAAGGACGCCCACGUCUGUGGCAGGUGCUGUGCUGAGUUCUUUGAAUUAUCCGAUCUUCUGCUUCACAAGAAGAACUGUACUAAAAAUCAAUUGGUUUUAAUCGUAAACGAAAAUCCUGCUUCCCCUCCUGAAACCUUCUCCCCCAGCCCCCCUUCCGAUAAUCCCGAUGAACAAAUGAAUGACACAGUUAACAAAACAGAUCAAGUAGACUGCAGUGACCUUUCAGAACACAACGGGCUUGACAAGGAAGAGUCCAUGGAGGUGGAGGCCCCAGUUGCUAACAAAAGCGGCGGCAGCACUUCCAGUGGCAGCAACAGUAGUUCCACGCCAAGCGGCGAGAGCAGCUUCUCCACCGGUACCUCAGCCAUCACAACCUCUCUACCUCAACUCGGGGACCUGACAACACUGGGCAAUUUCUCUGUGAUCAACAGCAACGUCAUCAUCGAGAACCUCCAGAGCACCAAGGUGGCAGUGGCUCAGUUCUCCCAGGAAGCGAGGUGCAGUGGGACCUCUGGAGGCAAGCUGGCCGUCCCGGCCCUCAUGGAGCAGCUCUUAGCUCUGCAGCAGCAGCAGAUCCACCAGCUGCAACUGAUCGAACAGAUCCGUCACCAAAUAUUGCUGUUGGCUUCUCAGAACACAGACUUGCCAACAUCUUCUAGUCCUUCUCAAGGUACUUUACGAACAUCUGCCAACCCCUUGUCCACGCUAAGUUCCCAUUUAUCUCAGCAGCUGGCGGCAGCAGCUGGAUUAGCACAGAGCCUCGCUAGCCAAUCUGCCAGCAUCAGUGGUGUAAAACAGCUACCCCCAAUCCAGCUACCUCAGAGCAGUUCUGGCAACACCAUCAUUCCAUCCAACAGUGGCUCUUCUUCCAAUAUCAAUAUAUUGGCGGCAGCAGUGACCACCCCCUCCUCAGAAAAAGUGGCUUCAAGUGCUGGGGCCUCCCGUGUCAGCACCCCAGCAGUCUCAGCAGCACCCUCACCAGCUUUUGCAAUAAGCAGUUUAUUAAGUCCUGCAUCUAAUCCACUUCUACCUCAGCCGGCCCCUGCUAACUCGAUUUUCCCCAGCCCUUUGCCCAACAUCGGAACAACUGCAGAGGAUUUAAACUCCUUGUCCGCCUUGGCCCAGCAAAGAAAAAGCAAGCCACCAAACGUCACUGCCUUCGAAGCGAAAAGUACUUCAGAUGAGGCGUUCUUCAAACACAAGUGCAGGUUCUGCGCGAAAGUCUUUGGGAGUGACAGUGCCUUGCAGAUCCAUUUGCGUUCUCAUACUGGGGAAAGGCCGUUCAAAUGCAACAUCUGCGGAAACAGGUUCUCUACAAAGGGAAACCUGAAAGUCCACUUUCAGCGCCACAAAGAGAAAUACCCUCAUAUCCAGAUGAACCCGUAUCCUGUGCCUGAGCAUUUGGACAAUAUUCCCACAAGUACCGGGAUUCCAUACGGCAUGUCCAUCCCCCCCGAGAAGCCAGUCACCAGCUGGCUAGACACCAAACCAGUCCUGCCCACUCUGACCACUUCAGUUGGCCUACCAUUGCCCCCGACCCUCCCUAGCCUCACACCCUUCAUCAAGACGGAAGAGCCAGCCCCCAUCCCCAUCAGCCAUUCUGCUGCCAGCCCACCAGGCUCAGUCAAAAGUGAUUCCGGGGUCCCGGAGCCGGCUACGAGAAACCCAGGUGGGCUCCCUGAAGAAGCUGAAGGGUCCACUUUGCCACCCUCCAGUGGCAAAACCGAAGAAAGCAGUGUGGUCACCAGUUUGGUCCCGACAGUGAACAACAGCUCCCUGAGCUCCCCAGCUGGGGACCCUGGCCCGGGCAGUGCUGCCACAUUCACCAACCCACUAUUGCCGCUCAUGUCAGAACAGUUCAAGGCUAAGUUUCCUUUUGGGGGACUGUUAGACUCAGCUCAGGCAUCAGAAACAUCCAAGCUGCAGCAACUGGUAGAGAACAUUGACAAGAAGGCAACUGAUCCCAAUGAGUGCAUUAUCUGCCACCGAGUCCUCAGUUGUCAGAGCGCCUUGAAAAUGCACUACCGGACACACACUGGGGAAAGGCCCUUUAAGUGUAAGAUCUGUGGCCGGGCUUUCACCACAAAAGGGAAUCUUAAAACUCAUUAUAGUGUCCACCGGGCUAUGCCCCCACUCCGAGUCCAGCAUUCCUGCCCCAUCUGCCAGAAGAAGUUCACAAAUGCUGUGGUCCUGCAACAGCACAUCAGAAUGCAUAUGGGAGGCCAGAUUCCCAACACCCCAGUCACUGAUAGCUACCCCGAGUCCAUGGAGUCUGACACGGGCUCCUUUGAUGAGAAAAACUUUGAUGACCUCGACAACUUCUCGGAUGAAAACAUGGAAGAUUGUCCUGAGGGCAGCAUCCCUGAUACGCCCAAGUCUGCGGAUGCAUCCCAAGACAGCCUGUCCUCCUCACCUUUGCCCCUAGAAAUGUCGAGCAUUGCUGCUUUGGAAAAUCAGAUGAAGAUGAUCAACGCUGGCCUGGCGGAGCAGCUGCAGGCCAGCCUGAAGUCGGUGGAGAAUGGGUCCGUGGAGGGGGAUGUCCUGACCAAUGACUCGUCCUCAGUGGGUGGUGAUGUGGAAAGCCAAAGUGCUGGGAGCCCAGCCAUUUCAGAGUCUACCUCUUCCAUGCAGGCUCUGUCCCCAUCCAACAGCAUGCAGGAGUUCCACAAGUCACCCAGCAUCGAGGAGAAGUCUCAGAGAGCGUUACCAAGUGAGUUUGCCAAUGGUUUGUCUCCCACCCCAGUGAAUGGUGGGGCUUUGGAUUUGACCUCUAGUCAUGCAGAGAAAAUCAUCAAAGAAGAUUCUCUGGGAAUCCUCUUCCCUUUCAGAGACCGGGGUAAAUUUAAAAACACUGCUUGCGAUAUUUGCGGCAAAACAUUUGCUUGUCAGAGUGCCUUGGACAUUCACUAUAGAAGUCAUACCAAAGAGAGACCAUUUAUUUGCACAGUUUGCAAUCGUGGCUUUUCCACAAAGGGUAAUUUGAAGCAGCACAUGUUGACACAUCAGAUGCGAGAUCUACCAUCACAGCUCUUUGAGCCCAGUUCUAGCCUUGGCCCCAAUCAGAACUCUGCAGUGAUUCCCGCCAACUCAUUGUCAUCUCUCAUCAAGACAGAGGUCAAUGGCUUUGUGCAUGUUUCUCCUCAGGACAGUAAGGACACCUCCACCAGUCACGUCCCUUCUGGGCCUCUGUCAUCCUCUGCCACGUCCCCAGUUCUGCUCCCAGCUCUGCCCAGGAGAACUCCCAAACAGCACUACUGCAACACGUGUGGCAAAACCUUCUCUUCCUCGAGUGCCCUGCAGAUUCACGAGAGAACUCACACUGGAGAGAAACCCUUUGCUUGCACUAUUUGUGGAAGAGCUUUCACGACAAAAGGCAAUCUUAAGGUACACAUGGGCACUCACAUGUGGAACAGCACCCCCGCACGGCGGGGCCGGCGGCUCUCUGUGGACGGCCCCAUGACAUUUCUAGGAGGCAAUCCCGUCAAGUUCCCAGAAAUGUUCCAGAAGGAUUUGGCAGCAAGAUCAGGAAGCGGAGAUCCUUCCAGUUUCUGGAAUCAGUAUGCAGCAGCGCUCUCCAAUGGGCUGGCCAUGAAGGCCAAUGAGAUCUCCGUCAUUCAGAAUGGUGGCAUCCCUCCAAUUCCUGGAAGCCUUGGCAGCGGCAGCAGCUCACCUAUUAGUGGGCUGACGGGAAAUCUGGAGAAGCUCCAGAACUCAGAGCCGAAUGCACCUCUGGCCGGCCUGGAGAAAAUGGCAAGCAGUGAGAACAGAACCAACUUCCACUUCACCCGCUUCGUGGAGGACAGCAAAGAGAUUGUCACCAGUUAA